AUGAUUAUUAAAGGAAAUAUUUGGCUUUUCUGGAGUGCUUCUAUAGCUGAACCAAAGGUGAUUUCAAUAACUAGACAGGUGAUUACUGUGAAUGUUGGUGGUGUUCUAGUUUCUGGAAUUCAUGCAGCUUCACUUUCAGUUGAUAGAAGAAAAUUAUGGAAUGAAUUAAUGGUAAUAAAUUCCAUGGAUUUACCUUGGAUGUUAAUUGGGGAUUUUAACACAGUUUUAAGUGCAGAUGAAAAAAUAGGGGGAAGAUCUCCUUUAAGAGCAUCUAUGCAAGAUUUCCAUGAAGUGAUCAAUUUUUAUAGUUUAUCUCAAGCUCCAAGUUCGGGUCUACAAUUUACAUGGAGUAAUAACAGAGAAGGUGUAAAAAGAAUUGUUUGUACUUUGGAUAGGGCUCUAUAUAAUGUCAAGUGGAUUGAGAAAUAUCCUACUUGGUGUUACAAAGUUGUAAUAAGAAAUAUAUCUGAUCAUAGUCCACUUUUGGGGUCUUGUGUAAUGAUGCCUAAACCUAAAAAUAUCCCUUUUAGAGUUCUAAAGAUUUGGAUGGAGCAUGAAGAUUUCAAAAGACUAAUCAAUGAAGUUUGGAAUGAAGAUUUGCAAGGUAAUCCUAUUUUUGUUUUUAUGAAAAAAAUGAAGAAUAUGAAAGUAAGAAUUAAGGAAUGGAAUUGGAGUGUCUUUGGGGAUGUUAGAAUCAAAUUGGCAGAUGCUGAAAAAGAAGUUUUGAAUGCUACAAUUCUUUCAGACCAAGACCCAAGUAAUAUUUCACUUUUAAACAAUCUGGUGGUGGCCAGAGGAAAACAAGAUAUAUUAACUAGGCAACAUCAUUCAAUAUUACAACAGAAGGCAAGAGUGAGUUGGUUAAAAGAAGGUGCAGCUAAUACUAGAUUCUUUCAUACUUCAAUCAAGAUUAGAAAUGCUGCAAAUACUAUAACUGAACUUGAAGAUGAAGAUGGAUCCAUCAUAAAUGAUCAGUUUUUGAUUGCAAAAUCUCUUGAGAAUCAUUUUAAGGAGAAAUUCAAAUUCAAGCAAGUUAACUUCAUGGAAGGAAUUUUUGAUACAAUCCCAGAGGUUAUAAAUGCAGAAGACAACAUGAUGUUAGAGAGCAUUCCUUCAGGCCAGGAAAUCAAAGAUGCAAUUUUUUCUCUAAAUGCUGAUAGUGCUCCUGGGCCUGAUGGCUUUCCAGCUAGAGUUUAUGUCUUAGUGAAUGGAGGUCCAGUUGGUUUUUUUGAAGUGAGUAGAGGGUUGAGACAAGGUGAUCCAUUAUCACCAAUUUUGUUUGUAUUAGCUGAGGAUGUUUUGAGCAGGAGUUUAAGCAAAAUGGUUGAGGAAAAUAGGAUUGCUCCAAUGGUUAAUUACAAAGGAGUACAACCUACCCAUAUUCUAUUUGCAUAUGAUGUCUUUCUUUUCUUCAAUGGGCAUAAAAGGAAUAUACAAAAGGUGAUGAAAUUAUUAAGUGAUUAUCAAUCAUCCUCAGGCCAAGUCAUAAAUCAAAUGAAGAGCAAGAUUUUUUUAGGAGGAGUAACUGAAUCCAGGAAGUACCAAAUUUCUAAUGAGCUUCAAAUGAAUCUUUCUUCAUUCCCAGACAAGUAUUUGGGAGUAAACUUGAAACCAGGAGCUGUGAGGUCAAGUACAGUUUGGUGUGUGGUGGAAAUGAUACAAAACAAACUAACUGGUUGGAUUGGGAAGAUGUUAUCUUUCAAGGACAGACUAACCCUUAUCAAAUCAAUUUUGUGCAGCAUUCCCAUUUAUAACAUGUCAGUCUAUAAGUGGCCUACAAGUGUAGUGAAAACUUGUGAGAAACUUAUAAGAAACUUUCUAUGGACAGGGGAUCCAUAUGAGAGAAAAUGCAUAACUUUAAAGUGGAAUGAAACAUGUUCACCAAUGGAGGAGGGUGGUUUUGGCAUAAGGAGAACGAAAGUAAUAAACAAGGCUUUACUGAUGAAAUUAGUAUGGAAGAUACAAAAUUCUGAAUUUGAAUGGGCAAGAUUUAUGAGAGCAAAGUAUAUAAAGGCAUAUGGUGAAUGGAUUUCAGGUUAUAAAAAGUCUUCAGUAUGGCCAGGUUUGAAAUGGGUACUAGAUGAGGUAAAGUUCCAUACUAGAUGGAUCACUGGUUCAGGUGAGCAAAUAUCAGUAUGGAGUGAUGCUUGGAUAAAAGAUAAACCACUUAAUGAGAUAUAUGAAGAGGAUGAAUAUAUGAUGCAGAACAAAAACAUGAAAGUUGCAGAGUUGAUUGUUGCUGGUGAGUGGCUGAUUCCUUCUAGAAUGCUUCAAUAUUUUCAAGUAGAAGAAUUACCUGUUUUAUCAAAAACAAAAGAUACUAGGGUUUGGACUGGAACUAUGUCAGGUGAAUUCACAGUACACUCAGCUGUUGAAUGUAUUAGAGAGCAUUAUCAAAAAGUGACAUGUGCAAGACAUGUUUGGCAUCCUACCCUUCAUCCAACAACAACAAGCAAUGUAUGGAAGAUAGUGAGGGGUAUCUUCUCAACUGAUGAAAAAAGAAAAAGCAAGGGUUACAGUUUAACAUCAAAGUGCUAUAUGUGUGGUGUUGAUUCUGAUAAUCUUGAACAUAUAUUAUGGUUUUGUAAUUUCAGUCAGAUAAUAUGGAAAUGUCUAGGUGGUAUCUUCUUGUUCUGCAACCCUGAAUCAUAUGAAGAUGUUAUGAACUUUGCAAAGAAUAAAAGUGGAGUUGUAAAGGAUAUAUGGUUACUGGUUGCUUCCAUUACAAUGAUGGAGAUAUGGUUCUUAAGGAAUAGAAUUUGCUUUGAAGAAGAGAAAGUAAACUUGGGUAAUUUCAAGAGAAGAAUAAAACAGUAUACAAAAGACUGUGCAGUGAGAAUAAAAAGAUAUAUGUGGGAAUGUAGCUAUGAUUACAUGGUCUUUAAGAAUUUUGAUCUUAAACAUCAACCAAUAAAGCCUCAAAUAAUUAUUGAAGUGAGUUUCUUCUUACCUGCAAGAGAUCAGAUACUUAUAUGUUGUGAUGGGUCAUCUAGGGGCAAUCCAGGUGAAGCAGGAUAUGGUUUUGUGUGCAGAGAUGAAAUGGGAGGUUGUAUAUAUGCUGAAGCUACUGGCCUGGGAAUUGCAACUAAUUAUAUUGCAGAACUAAUGGCUAUUACAGGUGCAGCUGAAUGA
Messenger RNA from Papaver somniferum (opium poppy), 3132 nucleotides. RefSeq lists its product as uncharacterized. Gene Ontology annotation, molecular function: RNA-DNA hybrid ribonuclease activity; nucleic acid binding. Lineage: Eukaryota; Viridiplantae; Streptophyta; Magnoliopsida; Ranunculales; Papaveraceae. Bases 1 to 3132 code for a protein of 1043 amino acids. The record is from RefSeq and is a predicted model, not a curated record. The transcript has 2 exons.